Columba livia (rock pigeon) is the source of this 2839-nucleotide messenger RNA. It is a transcript of the gene TMEM59L, whose product is annotated as transmembrane protein 59 like. The transcript is spliced from 9 exons. Bases 88 to 1242 code for a protein of 384 amino acids. Lineage: Eukaryota; Metazoa; Chordata; Aves; Columbiformes; Columbidae. The record is from RefSeq and is a predicted model, not a curated record.
CGUCACGGCGGGGCCGGCAGCGGCGGCGGCGGCGGCGGCGGCGGUGGGUGCGCUCCGCUCCGCGCCGCUCCGCGCCCCGCGCCCGCCAUGGCCGCCCGCCACCCCCGGGCCCUGCUCGCCCUCGGCCUGGCCCUGCUCGCCACCGCCGCCGCCGCCGCCACCGACCCCUUCUUGUCCCAGCUCGGGGACACCGCGGGCUGCCGCGGGCAGUGCGGCCGCAGCCUCCCCCGCCGGGCCGCCGCCGUGAGUCCAGGGGCAUCGGGCACCGGGGACGGGUAUCAGGGGCACCGGGAGCACCGGCGGUACUGGGAGCACCGGGGGGUACCGGGAGCAUCAUGGGAUGCUGUUCUCAACGCCUGUUACCGGGGCUGCCGGCUGUUCUCCAUCUGUCACUUUGUGGAUGCAAGCGCCGAGCUGAACACAACCAGAGCCGAGUGUGAAGCAGCCUGCGCUGAAGCCUACAGCAACGCGGAGGAGCAGUUCGGCUGCGUGACCGGGUGUCGCAAGCAGCUGCCCGAGGUGGAGAGCAGGAGGGAAAAGAGCCUGGAGCUGAAGGAGCCGUCGUUCUCCAUGUUGGAUUUGGUCUCCACCUUCUGCAAUGACAUUGUCAGCUCUGCCCAGAGCUUCAUCUCCUCCACCUGGACCUUCUACCUGCAGGCGGACGAUGGCAAAGUCGUGGUGUUUCAGUCCCAACCCGAGAUGGAAUAUCCAGUAUCCGAGGUGCAGGAGACCCAACCGGAGCGGCCGGGACGGAGGUCCGGCCCCCACAUCCCCCAGCCCCACACAGGUCUGAUUUGCAUCCCACACCCCUCACCCACACAGCGGGGCCCCCGGGUGAAGGGGGAGAAGCCCCUCGGGAAGGAGCCGCGGGGCAAAGCCAAGGGGCAGCACACGGACCCCCCCCCGCCGGAGCACGACUUCCUCGGCUGCAUGUCCAAGCGGGGGGCGGUGGGGUGUUACAGGCGCUCGGGCCUUCCUCGCUGGAUCCUGGCCGCCUGCCUCUUCCUCUCCAUCAUGGUGAUGCUGUGGCUGAGCUGUGCCAGUUUGGUGACGGCCCCCGAGCAGCACAUCAAGACCCAGCCUCUGAGCAUCAACGGGGACAAGGAGUACCUGGAGGACCUGGAUGGCCCUGGCAGCUUCCCCCUGCCACCCGUCAUCGCUGUCACCCUGUGCCCCACGCAUGGCGGCGAGGACGCGGGGCUGCUGCCCCUCAAAGUCGACCUAGACAAGACCAUCCUGUAGCGCUGCCACCCUUCUUGUCACCUCCACGCCACCGCCCCUGUCACUAUCCCUCUGGCAUCGUCCCCAGCUCUGUUCCCCUGGCUGCCCCAUGUCCCCAGCUCCCAGAGGGACAUCUCUGGCUCUGGCAUGGUGGGGACAAAGGGGACGAUGCGGCUCAGUCCCACUGUCCUCCCUGGGGACAGCCGCUGCGGAGGAGGCUCCCGGGAGCCGGGCAGCGGCUUUGCCUCCUCCGUAGAUGUGCUGUUUGCUGGGAUCCUGGUUUCCAGAAGAGCUGCCAGAGCUGGGGGAGCCCGUCCUUGCCGCGGGGCUGUCCAUCCCCUCCCGACCGGAGCCCCCCGGGUGGCACAGCCCUCCGGGCAUGGGUCCAGCACCGGGCAGGAGGGAGCCGGCUGCCGCCGGGGGGAUGGUGACAGUGUCUGCAGCGCUCGGCGCUUGGGCUUGGCACAUCCCCGGCCUCCCACCUUGGGCUGAGCCCCUGAGGCGCCGGCUCUGGCCCUGGGAACUCCCUUCCACCGGCCGGAGCCGAUUGCCUCGGGAACCCGAAACGUGGCGAAUGGAUUUGGCGUUGGCAGCCGCAGAGAGGAGCGGAUCUCACCCAUCUCACCGCCUCUGUGCCCACGUGGAGACCCAGCCGGCUCCUUCCCGGAGCUGCAGAGGGGCCCCGGGAUGGCCGUGUCCCCUCCCUGCUCUGCAAUGUCCUUGGGGUGAUGCCAACAGGUCGCCAGUGGGACCGAGCAGGGGACGAGGUGGCAAUUUUGUGUCUCAUGCUCCUGGCUCAUGCCCGAGCUCAGGCGGGAGCUGCUGGGAUGGUUCCCCCUGGUGCAGCAUCCCUGCCCGACGCUGGCGCUGUAGCUGAUGGUGGGACCGUGCAGCAGCCAGCAGGACACACGGGGACAGCCCUGGGGUCUCAAGCCAAGCGGGGACCCCCGGGCUCACCCCAACACAGCCCCUCGGCGUGGAGGGGUCCCCUCCCUGCCCUGCUCCGCAGGGCUCUGCUCCCCCUCUCCCCGCCAUUCUCCAUCACUUGACUUCGUGUGUCGUUUUGUGGUUUGAUUUGCAUCGGCAUGUGGUUCCUCACCCCCCGCAUGGGGACACCCCUGUGUUUGGGAGGGACAGCUCAGUGGCAGCAGUCCCUGCUGUCCCCGCGGUCACCUAACACACCUGUACAGAUUACCUUAUUACCUGCGACUCCCUGCCUUGGGUUUUUUGGGUGCCAGCCGCUCCCCGGCGCUGAGCGGUCUCGGGGGGGCCCUGGUGUGGUGUGGUGGGGGGGCCUCAUCCCCAGCCCCCACCGGUUUUGUGCUGCUCCAUGUCACUGUCACCCGUGCAACAUAUCUGGGUUUGGGGAACUGGUUUGGGGGGGGGUGGCAGUGGGAAGGGGGUGUCGUGUCCAUUUUGGGGUACAUUGUCGCUUUUUGGCCGUUCGGCUCAAUGUAAAGCUCAAUGGAGUCUGUGGUGCUGUCCUGGUCACGGUGGCUCUCAGGGUCCCCGAGAGGGUGGUUGCAGAGCCCCCCUGGCGUCACUUCCAAAGGGCAAACCCAGCCCCAGGCUGGCUGGGCAGCGCGGGCGGCGGGGAAAUAAAAGGUUUGUACCAGAA